Molecule: messenger RNA, 2184 nt
Organism: Linum trigynum
Lineage: Eukaryota; Viridiplantae; Streptophyta; Magnoliopsida; Malpighiales; Linaceae
Source: the annotation of a GenBank genome assembly
CGACAAGAGAUGGCGGGACAACGACGAAUGUUGUCAUAUUAUUACAAGUAUAUGGAAUAGAGGCGGGUAGAUUUGUGACAUCCUGAAAGGGUGCCAGGAGGAGGAACAAGAACAGAAUUCUAAAGCUGAAGAACUCUGAUGGGAUUUGGCUGGAGGAUGCUCAGGACCUAGAUAACCACGUUAAUGGUUUCUACCGUGAGUUGUUCACAAGCAAGGGAGGUACGUUUGAUCAUUCUCUCUUGACAAGCUUUCCCCAUCUGGAAUCAAAACAGGUGAAUGUAGCUCUCACAGCCGACCUGAACAACAAUGAGAUCUGAAAGGCGGUCUUCCAACUCGGAGCAAAUAAGGCCCCAGGGCCCGACGGCUUUCCAGGCUUUUUCUUUAGGAAAUUCUGGAAUCUUAUUGAUGACCAGUUCUGUGAAGAAAUCAUCUGCUUCUUCCGGACGAGUGUUAUGCCUGAGUCUUGGAACGAUACCUUUAUCACUGUCAUCCCUAAAUCAGAGACCCCAGAGACUAUCGGCCAGUUCCGGCCUAUUAGUUGCUGCAACUUCAUAUACAAAUUCAUCACCAAGAUCAUGACAAACAGACUGCAACCAUGGCUUCUGGUGCUGGUGAACGAGUUACAGUCAUCUUUUACUAGUGGGCGACAAAUUCAAGAUAACAUCAUUAUUGUCCACGAAGUUCUUAAUCACUUCAAGAAGAAUAGAGCAGGUAGCCGCAAAGAUAUGAUGAUGAAGCUGGAUAUGCGGAAGGCCUACGAUUUGGUCGAGUGGGACUUCCUUCUUGAACUGCUGAGUGCAUAUAGCUUCAAUAACACCUGGUGCCGAUGGGUUAAGGCUUGUGUCUCCACGGUGAAAUUCAGACUCCUUUUCAACGGAGAACCAUCUACUGUAUUCACCCCUUCCAGAGGAAUAUGACAAUGAGACCCUCUCUCUCCUAUCCUUUUCAUUCUUAUGUCUAAUGCUUUGUCGUCCCUCAUUGAAAAAGUAGUACAACAGCAGGAGAUCAUAGGACUUAAGCUCAACAGGCACUGCCCUACACUAACUCAUUGCCUCUUCGUGGAUGAUACGGUUAUUUUCGGUGAUGCUUCUGCCAUAGAGGCUGAGAGCAUCCUGCUGAUUCUGGAUUCCUAUGGAGCAAUCACGGGAUAGGAGGUUAAUCGGGAGAAAUCUUCUGUAACACCCUACUCUAUACGUAUUACCUAAUCAUAUUGUUCAUACAAUUGCAGCGGAAAUAAUCUCGGGUGUUACAUGAAUUAUCAAAAUUUACCCAAAUAAAAUUUCGACAUGAAUUACUCGCAUAAUGGGCAAACAGUUCUUGUAACUAAAACCUGCAAAAUAAUUUAUCUGAAUCCAUGCAUUCAAUGACAAACAUAUAUACUAACAACCAUAUACAUUGGCUUUCAUAGCCAUAGUCACAGUUUCAUACUACACAACUGCAUACUAUACUGAUACAAGCCAUAAUCGUCACAACUUACCUAAUUACAAAAAUAUACACAUAUCAUCAACUUUCCACACCUGUGGAUAUCUCACACUACAUCAGAAGCUAGUAUGCACAUGAAAAACGUUCUCAAAACAUUUUUACAAAAAGGUGUGGAUCACUGGCCAAAAUCCCUAGUAGUAGUCCAAGCACAGAAUGGUUGAAUACCAUACCUCAUCUUGCCUUCAACUCUUGCUCAGCUCCCACCUAUACACCUAUCUACUGGUGUUGCUGAUGAUCUGCUUACACAUAGCAUAAGCAGAGAAGAAGAAUAAAAGAGGGUCAGCUCAUAGCUGAGUGAGAUAAUCAUAGCAUCGUGAGUUCAUAACAGAGCAUACCCCUAUCAUACAUCUAACAAUCAAGCCAAAACACUAGGAUCGAACCUCAGCCAUCCUCAUAUCCCAAUAGGCAAAAGACUCAACCACCUUGACUUAUGCAUAUGCAUCUUAUCAUGUUUUACUUAUAGGCGCCUGGCUACUCCCAUGCUAAUAACUCUCCCGGGAAACAUACCCCACAUCCCGUCGGAUGUAGUCAUACAUACCCCAACAUCCCGUCGGAUGUGGUCAUACAUACCCCACACCACUAUGGGUGUAGUCAUACCCCAACACCGCUCUGGGUGUGGUCAUAUCUCAUAAGAAUUCUUCAGUCACCACCACAUGAGAGGUGUGACUAUCAUACAUAUCAUAAUAGAGUAAUAGCAUAAGG